Mycosarcoma maydis (corn smut) is the source of this 2610-nucleotide messenger RNA. Its product is annotated as acetyl-CoA:L-glutamate N-acetyltransferase. Bases 1 to 2610 code for a protein of 869 amino acids. Gene Ontology annotation, cellular component: mitochondrial matrix. Gene Ontology annotation, biological process: L-arginine biosynthetic process. The record is from RefSeq and is a predicted model, not a curated record. Lineage: Eukaryota; Fungi; Basidiomycota; Ustilaginomycetes; Ustilaginales. The transcript has a single exon. Gene Ontology annotation, molecular function: arginine binding; L-glutamate N-acetyltransferase activity, acting on acetyl-CoA as donor.
AUGUCGAAACGCAUGCAGAACUUGAUCAUGGAGAUUCUCCAAGCGCAGCCAUCGCUCAGGGACUCCAAGACGUAUCUCAACAGCUUUGCACCGCGAAAACCACCUCCACGCCAACCUCAGCCAACUCAAUCCAAGCCUCCUUCGUCCGAUCGUACCGAUACCAUCGCAUCGUCAUCAUCAUCGUCGUCGUCGUCCGCACAGCUCAACCCUCCCACCGAGUUUCCGAUACCACCCAACAUCGCGCGUCCAGGAAGCUUGCAUAACCCCUCAACCACCACCUGGGAUCCGCAGCACUCAAUAUCGCUCGAGAAUGAUCCUCAUGCUACCACUGCUACCGAAACGGCUCCGCUGAAACUACCCAAGGCUAUCCUCGACAGUUUGCACGAACAAAAGCAGCGCACCACCUCUGACACUUUAUCCGUCCGCAUCUCGGAUCCCAUCCUCCCGACAACAUCUGCUUCGCCCAACGCAACGCCAAAAGAGACCUCCACUGUCGCCAUCCCACAGGUCACGCCGGUAUCAGAUGCACUGGCCGACUCGCACACUGCGCUGGUCAAGGUGCAAGGCCCGUUUACCGACCGUCAGCUCGAUUCGAUCGCCGAAGGUCUCGUAUACCUCAAGCGUCUCGGUCUCGUCAGCGUCGUCGUAGUCGACCAGGACGACUGGCCAGAGAUCUCGGCUGACAUCGACCACGAUGGUCAACUUGUGACCGGAACGGAUGAGCUCGAAGAGCAACGCAUGGGUGACUGGCUCGCCGCUCAUCCUAGCCCCUCGUCCGCAAAAGUCAACCAGGCGGUAUGCCGUUCUAGCGUGCUUGGUCGAAAGCAAGAACGCUUGCGAAAACGCAUCAUGGCUGAGACCUUACGCCUCGCAGAUAGCCUCAAUCGCAAAGGCGCAAUGGCCAGGCCUUUCCCACAGGCAGUCGUCAAGGUCGAUGCGCACGCUGCUGCUCAAGUCGAGGCAGAGGCGCGUCAGCUUCAGCAGUCACAAGCGUCUAGUGAUGUCAAGCCAGGCGAUGCGGUUGUUGCAGGCUCGUCAUCCACCUCGCCCACAGUGCAUUACGGCAGUGGCGGCGAAGAGCGUCUUCGUCCGCCGCUCGUUUCAGACGACAGCCUCUGCUCGAUCCGAUCGGCGCUUGCAUCUGACCAGAUCCCUGUGCUUGCGCCCUACGCUCUCUUUGAGAACGAAAGGGACGGCACGCUCGAGACGCUUUGCGUGCGAGCUGACGACGUCAUGGUGGCGCUGGCUCGCGACAUGGUAGUAGCAGCUACACGGCCGUCGGAACAAGCGGUAGCAUCGGACGUUUCCGCUUCCGCUUCCGCUUCUGCCUCGGCAUCAUCAACCAGUGCCGAUGCACUGGCCGAACUCAUUGGCGGAGAGGUCGACAUGAUGCCUCUGCGACUCAUGGUCAUCAACCGCGAAGGCGGCAUCCCCUCGCAUGCACGUGGUGGCGAUCCUCACUUGUCCAUCAAUCUCGCCUCGGAGUAUCAUCAGAUCAAGCAGUCGUUUGUCUGGCACCAGACACAUCCAACUGCGCUUCGGAAUCUGGACGCCAUCUCAGACUGUCUCUCGUACAUGCCACAGACAUCCUCGGGUGUUCUCGUCACACAUCGGUCGCCUCGAUCGCUUAUCGCCAACCUGAUCACCAACAAGGCAGCACAUAGCCCUUCACUGCCACAUCGGCUCUUGGCCAACAAGCAGGACGUACGCCACACACCAACCAUCGUUCGGCCAGGUCUGCCUAUCAAAGUGAUCCAGGACUUUGACAAGCUCAACUUGGACAAGAUGUGUGCAUUGCUAGAAGCGUCGUUCCGACGCAAGCUCAAUCAGCAUGCUUACUACGAGAGGUUGCGCAAGUCGCUCGACUUUGCCAUUAUCACGGGUGAUUACCAGGGAGCGGCGAUUGUGACCAAGGAGUACGCGCCGGAUGACGAUCGUGCCAGCGUCGAGCCGAUUGCGUACCUGGACAAGUUUGCGGUGCUUCCGUCGCUGCAAGGCUCAGGUACGGUGGAUUUUCUGUGGGGAGCGCUGCGUGACGAAGUGCAGGGUCUGGGCCUGCUCGAUGCGCUCAAUGAUAAUGGAGGCAGGGGUGGUUACGGCACCGGUCGCGACUUGGUGUGGAAGUCGCGCUCCAACAAUCCGGUAAAUCGAUGGUACUACGAGCGUUCCAACGGAUUUGUGCGCAUCGAUACGGAUGCCAAGGGCACAGGCUGGCAGCUGUUCUGGUGCGAUGCCGAAGACAAGCUCGCGCGUCUUUCUGGCGAGCGCCGACUGUCGGCUUCGGCGUCCAACUUGCAAGAAGCCGCAGCUAUUGUGCACGACAAUAUCCAGCUGGCUUCGACAUUCGACCAAGAUACAGUGUCGCCGUAUGUGGAUCGAGGAUCUUGGGACAACUCGAGCUCGUCGGAUACAAACGGCAUCGAGGCAUACGAGCGCAGUCGACGCCUAUCCAAGCCCAAGUUCGACUCGCAUCUGCAUCGCGGCAGCAUCAGAAGUGGCAGUGCUCCCACCCAUCUCACUUUGCUCCCCAUCGUCGCUCCGGAAGAAGGCGGCAGACUGUUGCGUUGGGCAAAGUGUAUGAAGACCAUAAAAGGCGCUUGGGCCGACUAG